This is a messenger RNA of Heterostelium album PN500, 408 nucleotides long. RefSeq lists its product as uncharacterized. The record is from RefSeq and is a predicted model, not a curated record. The coding region runs from base 1 to 408 and encodes 135 amino acids. The transcript has a single exon. NCBI's taxonomy places the organism in Eukaryota, Evosea, Eumycetozoa, Acytosteliales, Acytosteliaceae.
AUGGGAGAUUUAUCUAAAGUUGACUUAAAGACCCCAUAUAUUGACAUUGAAAUUCUAACCUCCGUCACUCUAGAUAUCGACAAACAUUUAACGGAAGUUCUCAGAUACACAGAUAUCAAAGAUUUGAAACCAGAGCACAGAGAAGAGUUUCAAGACGUGGUCACACAGUAUCACCAUAACCUUGACAAGAAUAUUCAAAACAUUAACAAGAUUUCAAGAGAAAUAGUUCUAUACAAAAAGAAGAAAACUGAAAGAGAGGAUUAUCAAUGUCAUUUUCUGAAAAUAAGAGAGAUAAUAGAGGAUAUGGUGAAAGCGGAUCAAUUUUUGAUAAUCCAGGAAAAGUGUGAAAAAUUGAUGACCAAAAUAGCAUCAGAGGAAAGUUACUCUGAAGGUCUAAAGAAAAACUGA